Messenger RNA from Danio rerio (zebrafish), 7762 nucleotides. Lineage: Eukaryota; Metazoa; Chordata; Actinopteri; Cypriniformes; Danionidae. The record is from RefSeq and is a predicted model, not a curated record.
AAUCCCCAGCGCAAGGGCUUGUGGGCCAUGUGUCUGCCAUAGUCGCGGUGCAUUGUGGGAAGGUUGUGGUCCUCCAGCGGCUCGGUUCGGAAUAAUGUCUGCCUCGGAGGAAGCGGACGGUUCUUCCCCGGGAUUGUGCCCGAGCUUUGCCGUGAUCUGCUCGUUUCUGGAGCGGUACGGAGCUCUGCUGGACCUGCCGGAGGUGUCGUUCCCGGAGCUGGAGCGCAGCCUGCAGGACAGCAGCGCGGUACCCAAACUUCUUGUGGACCUUCACGUGAAGUUACUGAGGAAAAUUGGCAAGUCUGUGUCUGCAGAGAGAUGGGAGAAAUAUCUCAUUAAGAUUUGUCAGGAGUUUAACACCACAUGGGCAUGGGAGUUGGAAAAGAAAGGUUAUCAAGAGUUGACAGUGGAGUGUAAGACAGGAAUAUUGAAGUAUUUGUGUGAAUGCCAGUUUGAUGACAAUGUCAAGUUUAAAAAUGCUAUCAAUGAAGAAGACCCGGAUAAAAUGCGACUUCAGCCUAUUGGCCGAGACAAAGACGGCCUCAUGUACUGGUUCCAGCUGGACCAAGACCAUAAUGUAAGGAUCUAUGUGGAAGAGCAGGAUGAUUUGGAUGGGUCGUCCUGGAAAUGUAUAGUAAGAAAUAGAGAUGACCUGGCUCAGAUUCUUGGGUUGUUGAAGACUCAGAUUGAUCCAGCACUCCUGGUGAAGAAGGAACAGGAGGAGGGCUCGUCUAAUAACAGUCCAAAUCCCGAUGAUGAGGAGAACAAAAAGAAAGAGGGAGCUGAAGUGGAGAAGUCACAAGAUGAUUUGUCCAAAUCUGAAAAUAAGGAAAACAUAUUAGAGAAAGAAAAUAAAAAGGAAGAAGGUGCAGAUGCCACAGAUGCUUUGUCGGAAAAGGGUUUAAAGGUAAAAGAGGAGCUGCAGAAACAUUCAGAGACGGCAAACGGAUCUGACGUUAUUGCUGGAUCAAUCAAAGAAGAACCACAGGAUGAUGAGAAAGUCUUUUCCGCACCUUCAAAGAAAGCAGAACAGACAGAGGAGGUGAAGAGAAAAACACUAGAAGAGACCCAAAGAGCACUGAAAAAUGACCAUCAAGCUAAAAUCCCCCUGAAGAAGCGAGAGAUGAAGCUAAGUGAAGACUUUGACAGCAACAGCGCAGGACUUCGAAAUGCUCCAGUAAAAGAGUCAAGGACGUGUUUCGAUGAUAGCAUGUCGAGUGCUGAAAAGAUCAAUGGCCAUGUUCCUCACCUUCAGAAAGAAGCAACAGAUUCAGAAAGUCUCUCUCAUUUUGAAUCCAAUGAAAAAACAAAAGACGCCCAGGUGGAUAGAAAGAUGGACCCGAAUGAAACCAGAUUUCCUUCUGAAGAGAAGAUGGAAGUAGAGAAACCUAAGGAGAAAAAUGAAGCUUCAACUAAACAGCACAAAACAACUCCUGGGGAAGAAAAACCAAGUGAACUAUCAGAAAAGACACCUGAUUCUGAAGUAGUAACUGAGAAUAUGGAAACUAUUGAAGAUAUUAAGACAACACCAUGUGACGACACAGCAAAUGAACUGCCUAAAGAGAAAUCAAUUAAAGAUAUUCCAAACAAAGAAUCAAAAGAAGAUUCAUUGAAAGAUGCACAAAGCAAAGAAUCAAAGGGAGAGUCAUUGAAAGGAAGCAAAGAAUCAAAAGGAGAAUCAUUAUUAAAAGAUGCCCCAAGCAAAGAAUCAAAAGAAGAAUCAUUGAAAGAUGCGCCGAGCAAAGAGUCAAAAGAAUCAUCAUCAAAAGGUGCCCCAAGCAAAGAAUCAAAAGGAGAAUUAUUUAAGGAAAGCAAAGAGUCGAAAAAAGAAUCAUUAAAAGAUACCCCAAGUAAAGAAUCAAUAGGAGAAUCAUUGAGAGAUACCCAAAGCAAAGAGUCAAAAGAAUCAUCAUCAAAAGAUGCCCCACGCAAAGAAUCAAAAGGAGAAUCAUUGAAGGAUGCCCCAAGCAAAGAGUCAAAAGAAGACUCAAUGAAAGAUACCCCAAGCAAAGAAUCAAAUGAAUCAUUAUUGAAGGAAAGCAAAGAGUCAAAAGAAGAAUCAUUGAAAGAUAACCCAAGUAAAGAAUCAAAAGAAGAAAUAUUGAAAGAUACCCCAAGCAAAGAAUCAAAACAAGAAUCAUUGAAAGAUACCCCAAGCAAAGAAUCAAAGGGAGAAUCGUUGAAAGAUGCCCCAAGCAAAGAAUCAAAAGAAUCAUUAUUGAAGGAAAGUAAAGAGUCAAAAGAAGAAUCGUUGAAAGAUCCCCCAGGCAAGGAGUCAGCAAAAUCAAAAGAUGACAAAACUAAAGCUCUUUCAAAAAAGGAAUCAUUGGAAGAUAUCUCAAAUGAAAAGUCAGCAAAAUCUCUCAAAGAUGAUGCAACAAAAGAUCCAUCAAAAAAAGAAUCAUUGCAAGAUAUCUCAAACGAGUCAACAAAAUCUGUAUCAAAAGACGACGCAGCACAAGAUCACUUUAACAAAGAAUCAUCAAAAGAUCUCGCAAGCGAAGAGUCGGGGAAAGAUCAGCCGGCAAAAGAUCUUUCGAAUGAAGAGUCUAUAAAAAAUCCUCCAAAUCAAAAACCAAGCAAAGAUCUUGCAAAAAAAGAGUCACAAAAGGUUAUCCCAGAAAGCGAAUCACAAAAAGUUGUUUCAGAGAAAGAUUUGCAGAAGGGCAUCCCAGAAAAAGGGUCACAGAAGAGUAACCCGGAAAAAGAGUCGCAGAAGAGUAACCCGGAAAAAGAGUCGCAGAAGAGUAACCCGGAAAAAGAGUCGCAGAAGAGUAACCCGGAAAAAGAGUCGCAGAAGAGUAACCCGGAAAAAGAGUCGCAGAAGAGUAACCCGGAAAAAGAGUCGCAGAAGAGUAACCCGGAAAAAGAGUCGCAGAAUGUUCUCCCAAGUCAGAAAUCUCCUAAUAAAGACCAAGAACAAGCAAUGGAAACCGAAUCAUUCCAGUCAUCAAAAUCAGUAGAGACCCGUGAAAUAAUCAAACCUCAUUCUGACACAGAAAAGCCAGAGAAUGCUGAAAAAACUAAGCUUCAUGAAAGCAACACAGAAAAAGAGUCAACUCAAAAACCAUGCAUCUCUGAAGGAGACAAACUCUUAACCAGGGGAGAGUCUAUUGGUUCUAAACCCUGUGAAGAUACGGAUAACCCUCAAGACAAAAAACAAGAGAAGUCUGGCUCCUCCAAAUCGAGAACAGAUACUAAUAAAUCAUCUGUUUCUGAUUCAAAAAAGUCAGAAACCAGAAAGAAAGUAGAUGCUGAGGACAAAUGUGAUGCAGCUGAAACGGCUAAAAGUGACAAAUCAGAAAUAGCAGAAGACAAAGAUAAAAAGAGUGAAAGUACAAAAACAUCAGAUGAAGUUAAAGCUCCAGAAAAGCCCAAUAAAUCAGAUAAAGAACAUGAAAAGCAACCAAAUCCAAUGGAAACUGAUUCAGAGAUCCCUAAAACUGCUGAGGAGACAACAAAAGAAAGCGUGAAGGAAGCCAAUGCUACUGUAGAUAACUGCACCAGCAAACAAUCAGAGCGAGACGCGACUUCUGAAGAACGCGAGGCUUCCGGUGUUGUUCAAGAAAAGGGGAAAGGCAUUAAAAAACCAGGACGGCCUUCAAAGAAAUCUACUGAGAGUCAAAAUAAGGAUAAAACUGUAGAAGAGGAAAAAGAUGAUGGAAAGCGACGGGGAAGAACCCCUCUGAAGUUGAAGAAACCAGCUCACAGGAGAAAGGCAGAGAUUCAGAGAGAAGAGCUGAAGGGAGAUUCGGAGUCUGAGACGACUGAUGGACGGUGUUUGAGAAGGUCUCCCAGAAUCUGCAGACCAACCGCUAAAGCAGUGGAGAUCCAGGAUAAGAGGGCGGAGCGGAAACAGGCCACGCCAGAGAAGGAGAAGGAGGAAGAAGAAGAAGAAGAGGAGGAGGAGCCUGUACAGAGGAAACCGAGGAAAGCAGAGCCAGAUGGACAGACAAAACCAAAGCAGGUGGGGAGACGUCGAAAACGACAACCGUGGUCUCGCAUGAGGCGUAAAAAGAAAUCUUCGGAGGAUGAGGAAGAUGAAGAGGAGAGCGAUAGCGAAGAAGAGGAGACAGAGGAGGAUGACAGCGAUGAAGACUACAAGGUGGAGAAAAGCAAGAAGAGAAGGAGAAACCGAAACCGCGAACGGCGCAGCUCUGACUCCUCCACCUCUUCAUCAGAAGACGAUACACCCAAUGACGACCCCUGCAAACACUGUGGCCUUCCCAAUCAUCCCGAACUGAUCCUGCUGUGUGAUUCCUGUGACAGCGGCUACCACACCGCCUGCCUGCGUCCUCCGCUCAUGAUCAUUCCAGACGGAGAGUGGUUCUGUCCUCCCUGCCAGCACAAGCUACUUUGCGACAGACUGGAAGAGCAGCUGCUGAAUUUGGAUGCCGCCCUCAAAAAGAAAGAACGAGCAGAGCGAAGGAAAGAGCGACUGGUGUAUGUUGGCAUUAGUGUGGAGAACAUCAUCACGCCCUCUGUUGAAGUGGAGGAAGAAAAGGAAGAGGUUUUGGUUAAGGAUAAAGCGGAGACGAAGAAGAGCAAAGGCUGGGGACGGAGAUCAACCAGAGCCAAGAAAUACAUAAGCUACAGAUUCGAUGAGUUUGAUGAAGCGAUCGAAGAGGCGAUUGAGGAGGACAUUAAAGAGGCAGAAGGUGGAGGAGCAGGACGAGGGAAGGACAUGGCGAACAUCACAGGCCACAGAGGGAAGGACAUGUCCACCAUCCUGCAGGAGGAAGGCAAAGAGAACGGCCGACCACAAAGAACUAGCGCAGCGCAGAAGAAGAAACGGCGGCGUCUCAAUGAUCUGGACAGCGACAGCACUGUAGAUGAGGAGGAGAGCGAAGAUGAGUUUCGCCUCAGCGACAGCAGUUCUGAGGAGGAGUUUGUGGCGUCUGAAAACGCUGAAAGUGAAGACAAUGCGCCAUCCUUAGAGGACAGCGACUUUGACAGUGAUGCUCAAGGUUCACGAGUGAAUCGUGCGAACAGAAGGAAAACGAGCCGGAGUCGAAUCCGGAGAAAACAACCUCCGCGCAGGAGACGCAGACCCAGAGGAUACUCUGAUGAAGAGGAGCUGGAGACUGAUGAAGAGGAGGAGGAAGAGGACGAGAUGGUGACGGAGGGCUCUAGUGAGUUCAGUGACAGUGAUCUGGACGUCCGCUGUCGACGCUCGUAUCGCAGCCGAAAGCAGGAGGUGAAUUACUGUGAAACUUCAGAUUCAGACGGCUCGCAAGCCAGCACCAACAAAGACAAGAAAAAGAAGCGCAGACGACUGUCCAGCUCUGACAGCGAAGCCAGUUUCCAGUCAGCGGAAUCGGAAGAAGAAGAGCGAAAACCCAAGAAGAUCAGAGCCGACUCGUCUGAGGAGGAGGAAUCCAGGAAGCGACGCAGACGUUUAUCCCUAAAGCGCCGACGGGAGUCAGAGGACGAUGACGAUGAUGAUGAUUCAGAUGAAUCCGAGGAAGAGGAGCGUCCUGUCCGGAAGCGAGUAAACCGAAUCGACUCUGACGAAAGUGAGAGCGAAGAAGAGGAGAAGGAGGUGAAGAAGAGUCCGCAGGAGAAAGACACAGAAGAGACGAGCGCUAGUAAAGGUCCCAGUCCAAUAAACGACAACACAGCGGAGCCUCCUUCUACUAAUGGACAGAGCCCUAUAAAGGGUCUGGAGGGCGUCGCGCCACGGCCGGGAGCAGGAGCAACGCCUAAAAAUGGCAACACACCAUCCAUAGCACCCAAUGGCCUGGAAGCCGGCGCACAGGAAGAAGACGAAGACGAUCUUUUGGGCGUCACAGACCUCGUAGACUAUGUCUGCAACAGCGAACAGUUAUAACCUGGCAUUCAUCUUCAUCUUUUUGUAGACCCUCACCACAGAUCUCAUCAACAGUCCCUGUUAUAAAUGUGCCAGCGGAACAGAUUGUCCACGACACGUUAAUAAUAAUAAUAAUAAUAGCUGUAAAUAUUUUACCGAACAAACAGUAUCAAGAGAAGGAGACGGCAAUCCUUUCCCUGAGAUGUUUCUUCUCAAACGAAACUCCUCUCUGGAAGCAAAACCUCAAAAACCUCUUUCUUUUUUUACACUAAUCACUCAGCCAUCUGACAUCGGUCAUGUGUUUCGAUCUCCACUGCUGUCUGUCGCACAUUUCAGAGAAAAAUGUGGAAGUGGGCGGAGUCUGUGCGAAAGGGGGAGGAGCCUGAGGUGAUGCGCUAUUCCACUCCGAGGCCAUUUUUUUAAACAUUCGUCUUUUUUAUAAUCAACAUACGAGCGGAAGUUAAAUUUCUAGUGUCAUUUUGCUGGGGAAUUGUUUUUAUUACGUGAUGUCAUUAUAAGCUUUGUUUUGUUACACUAUUUAUUACAGAAUUGUAAUUUGUACCGGAAAUUAUCGCUUUUGGUCGCUCGCACCGUUAAGAGCUGACGGUUCCUGGAAGUUUGUCUAAUGGUGAUAAAUUCUGCUCUUUUUUUUUUUCUUAUGCCAACUUAUUAAUAUUCAAUUUCAGCACCAUGUGAAGUCAAACACUAUUUACGCUGGCAGCUUUUCAAUGCGUCAAAUGCCAAAUCUUCCACUUGAGGAUACAACUGAGGACUCUCCCACGCCGUUGUGCAGUUUGUUUCUCUGUUCAUCUCAGAUUUUUCCAUCUAAGGGAUUGUCUUUUUGCCCAUCGUAUCUGUGUUACAGUGUACUAUAUUCGUUUUCUUUAUAUAAAUAUAUGAAUAUAAUCAUUGUAUUGUUUUGUUUUUCUCCACAUGCUGAUUAUGUAUUUUCAUAAAUUACAAAGCAAUACAUUUUUCUUACAAGACAUGCAGGAAGAAAUUCUUCAUCUCCUGGUUUCCUCUAUUUUUAAAGGUGAUACUGAAUAAUUUCCGACCCUUCCGAGAGCUUCAAGAUGCGCCCGUCUCACAGACAUGGUAUAAUCUUGCAUUUAUCCUGGUGUGUAUAUCUGUAGUUUUUUUGCUGUAACAUAUUAGAAGCAUUUUAAAGUUAUACAUAGCAGUCCUUUUUAUGAUUGCAGCUGUUUAUAAUUUGUUUUAUAGGUACAUUUGUACCACUCCAAAGUGGGCACUUCUAUCUCAUUUUCAUAGAUUUUGCUUUUUCUUUAAGGUUUUUCCGUCACUCUGUCCUAUUUCCACUGAUAGCUAAAACAUUUCCAAGAAUGAUCUGCUCUCCAAAAGGAAAUACAUUUAAUAUAAAGGCCGACGACAGAUUUAAUUGUUUUGGUGUCAGAAUUGAUCAACAAAAGCUGUGUAAAAAUGUCUUGUACAUUAAUGUCUAUGCUUGGCAUGCACAUAUCUUCUAGUCUGACUUCUUUGCUCUUGCAGAUUUGCAGAAUGAAUCUUCCCUGUUUUUUUUCUCCUUCAAAAUGAGAUGUAGAGCAUCAUUAGGUACAAAACCACAACACAUUUCCCCUGAGGUGACCCUUCAACUGUAUUGGGCCAAUAUUCAGCACUCUAGCUUAAAAAUCAAAGGUACAGACAUUGAUUUGAAAUUGAAGCCCAGCAUAAAAUGACAGUAUAUAUUUGUAUUUGACAUUUUUUUUUAAAAAUGUCUCCGCUUAAUUUGAUAUUAUGAAUGCCGAGACCAGUGUUUGAAGAUGCCUGAUGUAGUUUGACAGCAGAUGGACAGAUGCCGUCUGGUUUUAGCAUUUAGUAACGUCCUUUGUGUUUGUCUGUUCCUCUUUUUUGAUGUUUUUGUUAACUGUACUGUAAUUUCUUUAAUAUGAUUUACUAUCUUGUACAUUUGUCAUAAUAAAAACGAAAUGAAACUUG